This is a messenger RNA of Pieris rapae (cabbage white), 1687 nucleotides long. Its product is annotated as zinc finger protein 271. The transcript is spliced from 11 exons. Lineage: Eukaryota; Metazoa; Arthropoda; Insecta; Lepidoptera; Pieridae. The record is from RefSeq and is a predicted model, not a curated record. The coding region runs from base 208 to 1611 and encodes 467 amino acids.
UUUAAUCUUUGUUACUUGAAGUUUGAACUGGUAGACUAGACAGUUAUACUACGUCUGUGGUAUAAAACAAUGAACGAAUGAAAACAAUUGCAUAAACGCUCCAAAUUUGAAUUUCAAUAAGAAAUAUAUUGAUGAAAUGUGUCGCCGUGAACUUUUUAGAUAAUGUAUUUUUAUUUUAUUUGAAGUUUCGCAUGUAAGGAGGUAAAAAUGGAGGACGAAGAAGACUUUAUAGGUUGUGUAAGUUGCAUGAGUACAAAUGAUUUAUGCGACCUAUUUGCUAUUUACACAAAUAAUGAUGAAACCUACGCGCAAAUGUUUGAAACAUGUUUUGAAUUUAAGAUAUCAAACGAUUUUAAAUAUAUAUGUGCUGUUUGUGUUGAUUCAUUGGAGAAGUCGCUCUUUUUCAAGAACCAGACCACAGAAAAUAUAAGAAUGCUACAAACCAUCAAAAAUGAAGAAUACCUAGAUGAGACUAUAUUAGAGGAAGGAGACAGUUCCUCCACAAGCCAAGGGCAUUGCAGAAAUUCUUGCCACAAAAAUGGCGAUGACCUUGAUGAUGUGGAAAUUGAAGCCCUGGAUGAAACUACAUGUAUCUACUGUAAUCUGGAGCUGUCCAGCCCUGAGGAGGUCCAGCACCAUAUAAGAUUGGUCCAUGGUCUGGAACCUCGUACUGGAAAACAAGUGAGAGAGUGUAACCUGUGUGGUGCCUCGCUAAGAGAUCUACCCGAUCACUUUAAAAGAUGUCACAGUGGCAAAGAGGACAAUCGCGAAUACGCUUGUCAUUUUUGUGAAAAUAUUUAUAAAAGUAAGAAGGCUUGCUUUACCCACCUGCGGAUGAAGCAUGGGUUAAAACUGUGCAACGACCAUUCGCCGAAGUACUCGUCACACGAUCGCAAAAAAUGUCAUAUUUGCGGCAGAGACUUUAGUCAAAAACAAAUAUUGAAUAAUCAUCUGUGGAAGGCUCAUGGUUUUGAGGUGGAAAAAAGAAAAGCAUUCUUUUGCCCCUUAUGCACUGAACGCGUUAGUUAUGGAUCUAACUUUAGUGCUCAUCUCUUGAAUAGGCACAAUGUGACGGAAGAGGUCGAACAAUUGGAAUUUAGUUCGAUGGAUGAUUUCAUUCUUUACAAAAGUGCUAUACAGGAAGAGACAAAAUAUCGUUUUCGCAAAACAACAGCGAGCAAACAGACUAUAGAAGGUGUUCGCUCGCAUUAUAUGUGUAGUCAGUCCGGCAUAUAUGUGUACCAGGGCAAAGGCAAACGUCCGGCGCCAGAGAGACAAAUCUACAAGACGGGCAAGGCGUGUCCCGCGCACAUGAUUGUUACGGAAACAUUGGACAAAGUGCUUGUCACGUUCUACAAGACGCACGUGGGGCAUGGGCCCUGUCCCUACUAUGAACCCCGCGAGCCGAAGCGGCUGAAAACAGAGGCUGAUACGGAUAACGAGUCGUUAAUUUGUGACACAUGUGGUGCCAAAAUGGAGACGGCAGAAAAUUUGCACACACAUGUGACGGCACACGGGUUACAAUUGUACCCUUGUGAAUACUGCCAUGAGUUAUUCCAAAAUGUCGAUGCGUGGAACCAUCACAGAAGACGGGAGCACAAUUAUGUUUAGUUUUGUUUUUAGAUUUUUGUUUAGCACGAAAGCGGUUAUGUUAUUUCUUUUUGCAAUAAAUAAAUAUUACUUUGGA